UGUUCAAAUAACCUUUAUCUAUGAAAAAAUUGUUACAUCACACUGAGGAUUCUAAAUUCAAGUUUUCAGGUCACAUUAUCAGUUUCUACUGUACGUUUUCAUUUUACUUGCGUAAAUAGAAAACUUAAAAUGAGUGCCUGGAGGCAAGCUGGAUUAAAUUACAUAAACUACUCUAACAUUGCCGCUAAUAUACUGAGACGAUCUUUAAAACCGCAGCUCAAAACCGAAGCCAUGCGCCGUGAUGAGUCCCAUGUUAGAAUCACACCUUGGGCUAAUGGAAAGCCUGCGCAUGAAAAAGAUUAAAAUAGCAACAAUCUACAAAAUGCAGCACCUAAAUAGAAUGGAAAUCCCUAUAACAUAAUAAUAUUAUUUUAGUCUUAUUUAAUGAUGGCUUCAAAUGUAAUGCUGUACUGUUGAAUAAAUCUGUUCAAACUAAAGUUA
This is a messenger RNA of Pieris brassicae (large cabbage white), 441 nucleotides long. RefSeq names its product protein stunted-like (gene sun). Gene Ontology annotation, cellular component: mitochondrial inner membrane. The coding region runs from base 130 to 303 and encodes 57 amino acids. The record is from RefSeq and is a predicted model, not a curated record. Gene Ontology annotation, biological process: proton motive force-driven mitochondrial ATP synthesis. Lineage: Eukaryota; Metazoa; Arthropoda; Insecta; Lepidoptera; Pieridae. Gene Ontology annotation, molecular function: proton-transporting ATP synthase activity, rotational mechanism. The transcript has 4 exons.